Messenger RNA from Dromiciops gliroides (monito del monte), 3806 nucleotides. RefSeq names its product RNA binding motif protein 39 (gene RBM39). Gene Ontology annotation, cellular component: nucleus. The transcript has 18 exons. NCBI's taxonomy places the organism in Eukaryota, Metazoa, Chordata, Mammalia, Microbiotheria, Microbiotheriidae. The record is from RefSeq and is a predicted model, not a curated record. Gene Ontology annotation, biological process: mRNA processing. Gene Ontology annotation, molecular function: RNA binding. The coding region runs from base 538 to 2031 and encodes 497 amino acids.
CUGGGGGCGCUGUGUGGCCCCGUCUGUGUGUGUGUGUUUGCGUGUGUGUAUAUGUGUGUUCGUGAGUGUGUGUGACUGGGAAAGCCGCGGCCGCCAUUUCAGGGAGUUGCAGUCACUGUCGCACGGUUGGCUACCGAUUUGCCGCAGCCGCCGCCCUGCUUCACCCGCGCGGGCUCUUCUAAUCCCAUUAUUCUCUUUUAGAUCCGCUCCGGCCCUGCCGCCCUCAGCGCCCGAAACUCGGGCUGGGCGGGCGGGACGGACCGCGGCCUGGACUCAGGCCGCAGCGGCUUAACAGUAGUGCCGGCGGCAGCCACAGCGGCAGCGCCUCCCCGAGACACGAGCACCACACUUGCUCGAGAGCCCGCACAGGUGUUCUGAAACAAUGGCAGACGAUAUUGAUAUAGAAGCUAUGCUUGAAGCUCCUUAUAAGAAGACUUGCCUAACGAUAUCUCACCUCUACUCCCAUGAAUUCACCUUUGAUUCCAGUGUGAACUGUCAAUCAUAAGGAUGAGAACAAGUUGAGCAGUGCUAACGGCCAUGAAGAGCGUAGCAAGAAGUAAAAAAAAAAGCAAGAGUAGAAGUCGAAGUCAUGACCGAAAGAGGAGCAAAAGUAAGGAACGGAAACGAAGCAGAGACCGAGAGAGGAAAAAGAGCAAAAGCCGUGAACGGAAACGUAGCCGAAGCAAAGAACGGAGACGAAGUCGUUCUAGAAGUAGAGAGCGCCGAUUCAGAGGCCGAUAUCGAAGUCCCUACUCCGGACCAAAAUUUAACAGUGCCAUCCGUGGAAAGAUUGGGUUGCCUCAUAGCAUCAAAUUAAGCAGACGCCGCUCAAGAAGCAAAAGUCCAUUCAGAAAAGACAAGAGCCCUGUGAGGGAACCUAUUGACAACCUUACUCCAGAGGAGAGAGAUGCUAGGACUGUAUUCUGCAUGCAACUGGCAGCAAGAAUUAGACCAAGAGAUUUGGAAGAAUUUUUUUCUACUGUAGGAAAGGUCCGUGAUGUAAGAAUGAUUUCUGAUAGAAAUUCCAGAAGAUCCAAAGGAAUUGCUUAUGUAGAGUUCGUUGAUGUUAGCUCAGUGCCUCUAGCAAUAGGAUUAACUGGCCAGCGUGUUUUAGGAGUGCCUAUCAUUGUACAGGCAUCACAGGCAGAAAAGAAUAGAGCGGCAGCAAUGGCAAAUAACCUACAGAAAGGAAGUGCUGGACCAAUGAGGCUUUAUGUAGGAUCAUUACACUUUAACAUAACUGAAGAUAUGCUUCGUGGAAUCUUUGAGCCUUUUGGCAGGAUUGAAAGCAUUCAGCUGAUGAUGGAUAGUGAAACUGGUCGAUCUAAGGGAUAUGGAUUUAUUACGUUUUCAGAUUCAGAAUGUGCCAAAAAGGCAUUGGAACAACUGAAUGGAUUUGAAUUAGCAGGCAGACCUAUGAAAGUUGGUCAUGUUACUGAACGUACUGAUGCUUCCAGUGCCAGUUCAUUUUUGGAUAGUGAUGAGCUGGAACGGACUGGAAUUGACUUGGGAACAACUGGUCGUCUCCAAUUAAUGGCAAGACUUGCAGAAGGUACAGGUUUACAGAUUCCUCCAGCAGCACAACAGGCUCUGCAAAUGAGUGGAUCUUUAGCAUUUGGAGCUGUAGCAGAUUUACAAACCAGACUUUCCCAACAGAGUGAGGUUACAGCUCUAGCUGCAGCCGCUUCUGUACAGCCUCUUGCAACACAAUGUUUCCAGCUUUCAAAUAUGUUUAACCCUCAAACGGAAGAUGAACUUGGCUGGGAUACAGAGAUUAAAGAUGAUGUAAUUGAAGAAUGUAACAAACAUGGAGGAGUCAUCCAUAUUUAUGUUGAUAAAAAUUCAGCUCAGGGCAAUGUGUAUGUGAAGUGCCCCUCAAUUGCUGCAGCUAUUGCUGCAGUAAAUGCAUUGCAUGGAAGAUGGUUUGCUGGUAAAAUGAUUACAGCUGCAUAUGUACCUCUUCCAACUUACCACAACCUCUUCCCUGAUUCCAUGACAGCAACACAACUACUGGUUCCCGUUCGACGAUGAAGGAGGAUUUAGUCCCUUAUGUACAUAGCUUUUUUUUUUUUUAAAGAGGAUUCAAACCUGAGUUAUCUUUUAUUUAGGUAAAACAAAAGGAAAGGGUCUACUGUCAUUUGUAUGCGAUUCCUGUUACCUUGCCAGACAAAGAGAAAGCUGUUAUAGCAGGAAUGCAGUGUGCUCAUUCUCCCUAACUAGCAAUUUCCACCGUAUACAAAGCUGUUUUCUUGUUCUGCCUUGUAAAUGUACAUUUAGAACAUUGACUAAGGUGAUCUGUAGGAAUUGAAAAAUAGCUUAGACAAAUGUACUUUCUGUAAAAGGCAGACAAGGAUGUAAUGAUGUUUUUAAUGUUUCAGAAGCCUAACUUUUUAUGCAGUUACAUUUUACAUUCACUAAAUGAAUUUUGACACUUGGCUAAUGGUUUAACGGAAUAUGGUUUCUGGAGUACAUAUUUAGUGUUCUGUAUAUGGUAAAUUUAAAGACAACUAAAUGAGUCCUGACUUAAGUCGGUAAUUCACCUUGCAUUAUGAUAAACAAUUGGCAGGAAAGGGAGAUUCAAAAAUUCAAUUUCUUGAUGGUAACUUUUCGAUUAAUGUAUCUGUAAAAGUUUCUUUGUAAAUACUGUGUGUUCUGGUGUGUCUAAGGUUCCAAACAAAAUGAUCCCUGCAUUUCCUCAAAUGUACAGAUAUAGUGUGGUAAGCAACACAGUCUGAGCAGGAAACAGGAAAUGCAGAAAUAGGUUUUGUCUGGUUGCAUAUAAUCUUUGCUCUUUUUAAGCUCUGUGAGCUCUGAAAUAUAUUUUUGGGUUACUUCAGUGUGUUUGACAAGACAGCUUGAUAUUUCUAUCAAACAAAUGACUUUCAUAUUGCAACAAUCUUUGUAAGAACCACUCAAAAUAAAAUUCUCUUUAAAAGGCCAUGAACAAUUUUAAUUUAUAUUUUCUAAUUGGACAAGUUUCUUUUACAGUGGGGAAAAUACUAGAUUUGGAGCCAGAGGACACUGACUUCAGAUUCUAGUUAUGCCAGUUUUCAUUUUGGAGCUUCAAUUUCCUCAUCUAUAAAAUAAGGGGGCUGGUCCUCUGGCUAGCAUUUUCAUUUCUGAAAUGCAUGCAAUCUCCAUUUUAAAGUCAGGUUUUCCAGUUCAGAUUGAUUUUCCUUCUGUACAAAUUUCACCAUAUCUCCACACUGCCAGUCUAGAACUCUUAGACUCUACCAUGUAACUUCAAUCAUCUGCUCCUGGGCUCCUGUUAUAACCAACAACCUGGUAUUUCUAUCACCUUUGUGGUUGCUUUUUGACUGGGUAAUAUUACAGGAAUCUUUCAUCCCAGUCCCCACUUUUAUUGUCAGAUCAGAGGGAGUUCCUGUUAUAGCCAAGAACUCUACACCACAUUCUUUAACAAAAUACAUGGAUAACAAAGGUGCUUGUGGGAGUGUGGUUAGAUUGUAAGAUAAAGGUGUGAACGGACAAGUCAUCUACAAUGUUGUGUUCUAUUUGUCAAUUCCCCAAGUACAAAACGAAUCCUUAGGUUUUUAUUAUAUUUCCAAGGGAAAAAUACUUAGUUUUGACCCUCUGAGGUUUGAUUGAAGCUGAGUGCCUAUUACUCAAUAGUGCCAAAAUUCAAAGGGGAAAAACUUUUUAAAUAGUUAAUUAGCAAUGUUCAUUACGAAACAUUUGUUAAAAACAAGGCAACUUGGCACCUUUUGCCCUCAAAGGAGCUAUACCUUGACUGGCAUAUAUUAGUGAAUGGUUUCUAUGCUCAAUAAAACUUUUACAAGUACCUUACA